Messenger RNA from Seminavis robusta, 1017 nucleotides. The record is from the annotation of a GenBank genome assembly. NCBI's taxonomy places the organism in Eukaryota, Bacillariophyta, Bacillariophyceae, Naviculales, Naviculaceae.
AUGUUCGACAUGGUCUAUCCCGAGACACUCUUUACCAUUCGACCCAGUAGUACGGCAACCAAGCACGAUGUCACGGUGGAAAGCUAUCCACCGAAUCUGGUGACGGCCAAUACAAGCGAUGGCGUCCACUUGUACUUGCAGUACAAUCUAAAUGUCGUCGAUCAGGUGGCAGAAGGAGACGGCACGGGUGUCAUUUUGACGCUGCCAGAGGAGCAGCUCUUAUAUGUUCGCGUUCGGACGGGCUAUCAUGCCCAAAUUCUGCCGGGGUUUACCAAUCUGUCGCAUUUGCAAGCCGACACCCGGGCCACACUGACGGCCGAUUGUUCGUCCUUGACACCUUCCUCUUCGUCGCAAGAAGACCAACGAUUGCGAUUGGACGUCACGGUCAAGAAUGACGCGACCAUGUACUUGAAAUCGACGAAUGUGGGCGCCGAAUUGGACCUCAGCGGUGGCGCCGUCAUGAUUUAUCAGGGCAAUGUCAUGGGACACCGCAAUGUCGUAGAGAGUCACGCACGGCUCUACCUACAGGGAACCAUUCUGCCGGGAGCCGAAACACAGAUCUCCUCCAGUGCCAUUGCCACCAUUGACGGAGACAUUCGGGGUCAUGUCACGGCCGACGAUUGGGCCAUUGUGGAACUCGUCACGACGGACAAUGCCAACGUAAAUCAAACCAACAAUAGUAUUACCGGAACCAUUCAAGCCCGCAACGCAGCGUCAUCAAUGUGGGACCCUACGGAAACUGCGAUCGCGUCACCACGGAAUCCAAUGCCAUUUGCAGUAUCGGAAUCAUUGGAAUAUCACCACACACAACUUUUCCGAACCCACCGAAUGGACGACAGGGACCGUCUUGUGCUCUUCCGCCACAACAGCAAUAACCACAACAAGAGGUGUCUUGUCCUUGCUACUGACGGCGUUUGCCUGGUGGAUUGGUUCUUAGCUAGCUACUUGGCUACAUGCAUGCUACGGAACGGAGAGACAUGUUCUUUUGAGUUUGCUCUCAUCAUAACGCAAAGAUAG